This is a messenger RNA of Tuber aestivum (summer truffle), 3583 nucleotides long. The record is from the annotation of a GenBank genome assembly. Lineage: Eukaryota; Fungi; Ascomycota; Pezizomycetes; Pezizales; Tuberaceae.
AUGACUAUAAUCCAACCAUCACAGACAAUUCAGAUGUUAGUAUCAAAAUCUGUUCUUAUCCCGCCACGGACCCUCCGAGAUAUCUCCUAACGGCUAGUUUGUAGCCCAUCUCAUCUAGCAAAAAUAUCUGUACCGGAGACCAUCGCCAGUUCUGCCAAUGUGUGUGGGGGGUAUCCUACCCUUGUUCCUCUACCACCUGCUGUCGCAUUUACCGCUAGUGUGUUUGAUGAGAUACCCACCAAGAUAUUCGUGACCACAGAGAUUAUCAGAGAAACCGGCUUCCCGUUUGCAAAGAGCAAUAUACCUAAAGGUGAGCCUAGGAAAUCAUUAUGGGGAUACCUGAAGCCACUCAACUCUUCCAGAGUUGGGGGAGUAGCCAAGAGGGAGGUGAGAACAUACGGAGAGAAAUCAUUCCAAGAGAGCGGGGUCUCACAGUGGUCUUACCUGGAUUUAUUCCCUCCGAUAUCAACCCAACCUCCAUCCUUAAGAUUCCCGGUAAUGCAUGGGCACGCCCAGGAUGCCAUGCAUGUCGCUAAAGGGAGGUCGAGCACAAUUCACACAAACGUGCGUCUACCUAUGUACCAUUGAUUCAUCACAGACUAUGAACUAAUACGGUGGUUUACAGAAAUUCUAUACCAACUUCUUCAUUGGAGAUCGCCACCAGCCCAUUUUCCCCAUGCCAUAUAACCUGGCAUGGGUGAAUGGAACCCGAGGUCUCUUAGGUUUGGCGGUUGACACUAUUGAUCUCACGAAAAGGAAGUUCGGACCGAAAAACGGGCCUGGCGGUGCGGCUGAAUACUAUUCCAAUGCUUUCAACCCGAGCAUCAUCCUUGGCUCGACGGAGCUUAGGAAAGGUGUUUCAGAUAUCAGGGUCUUUGACCCAGCGGGCCAAAGUGCGAGGGUUCGCAUAUACGCUGACCAUAAUAGAUAUAAUCGUUCUAUUCAGGAUAGAGUACGUGCCAGGAAGAUAAUUGACAUACCGAUUUGCAAUGGUAUGGGGUUCGUGAGUGCAGAGUAUCGCGGUUUGACUCCAGUGUGUGUAUCAGACUCCCUAUUGUCUAUGCCCUCCGUGUUAACCAUGUAAGAGAAUAUCUACUGUCGCAGCCUUUGAGGAUAUUAGGCAGCUGUCAUCGGACAACAAAUUGAUUACCAAGUACCUUCUACGCUUGGUGGGCAAUGCGAGCACCUGGCUUGUGUAUGCUCACCACCGCUCUAUAGAAGAGGCUGAAUCUGCCCCUUUCCGACUCCGAAUUGUGGGAACUUCUCGACUUGAAGGACGACAUCGUUUCACCGGCUUGUUGCAGGUGGCUCAUUUGUCCACGGAUAAUCGCGGACAUGCAGGGAGGGAAGCCCUCCUCGAUUACACCACUGGAAACUAUUGUGCGGGAGUAGAAAUCCGUGCACACAUUACGGGGCCCAAUGCCGAUAGGGGAGAAUACCAGAUGCGAUUCAAGCGUGGUGGACAGAGAAGAUCGCCUCUUGUAAGAAUAUGUUUUCCCAUUUGUUCGAUACUUGCUAAGUACUUCUAACCCGCUGAAGUUGAUGUAUGCUUUGCCGCAUCACGUCAAGACAUUUCAAAACUCCACAAUGGCAAAUAUCCACAGAGUCUUCAAACUACCGAGCCCAGCCAAAGGCAUGAUGUACGGAGUUAUUGCUGAUUCGUGGCGAUUGAAAGUUGAGUCAUUACCUGUGGAGAUUGGCUGGCUUCCGCUAGGAGGGAGGGGUUGUGCGUCUUUCCCCCCUGAGGCUCUCCGACAGAUAUAUGCAGUUGCUCGGGUCGAAGUGGCACAGAAUCUCACCAUGCAAACACAUGCCAACCCGAGCAUAUACUUUUCUGGAAAGGUAUGGGUCUCCCCCGCCUCGCUCAGAGCCCCAUUAAUUUUCUUAGGCGUACGCGAAAUACGCGUUUCUCUGUUACUCGACCCUGCAUGUUUUAAAAGAUCCGAGUCUCACUCAAUUUUGUCUGUCUAAACUCAAGAAGGAUUUUACGCUGUUCGCCGAGAACAGGCAACAAAAUAGAAUGGUCUAUGACAGUAAGUUGCUACCUGACCCUCAUGCAUCCAAGAGUGUUCUCACGACCCUCUAGCUACAUGGGGAGGGGUUGCUUCCGUCCAGGCCUUUGGAGGAGCGGACCCAACAGGAGAUACAGAUUUUGGAAACUAUCUCUACAACGAUCAUCACUUCCACUAUUCCUAUCACAUCCAGGCUGCGGCUUUACUCGUCCAACUUGAUAAGGAUCUUGGUAAUUCUGAUGUCUGGUUCCGAAAAAACGGUGAAUGGGUGAACAACCUACUCCGAGACGUAAGCUCUAUUUAUUAAGAUGUUUCGUGCUUCUGUCUGUUAACUAGGCACAGUACGCCAACCCGUCCAGGGAAGACCCAUAUUUCCCAGUAUUCCGUAACUUUGAUUGGUACCACGGUCAUUCUUGGGCAAGGGGACUUGUAAGCUGCGGGGAUUCGAAAGACGAGGAGUCUUCUUCUGAGGAUUUCAACUCGCUGUACGCACAGAAGCUUUGGGGGAUUGCCAUCAACGAUCGAUCGAUGAUUGCCCGUGCUAACUUGAUGCUCGGAAUUCUCAAAGUAUCUCUCAAUGAGUACAUGCUUAUGUCAAAGGGAAAUAAGAAUCACCCGAAAGAGUUCGUCGGCAACCUUGUGACCGGUAUCCUAGCCGAAAGCAAGGCGGACCACAAAACCUACUUUGGGGUGCACAAGGAAUAUGUCCAAGGGUAAGCUACCCUGGGCGAUCUUUGCUCAAUCGCCUUCACUAACCCAACUCAAGAAUCCAUAUGAUCCCGGUAACCGCAAUGUCACCAUACAUCCGCUCCGCCGAUUUCUGCGAACUUGAGUACAAGACAUACUUCUCGAAGGGUUUACACUAUGGUAGAUCGGGAGCGGACAGACUCUGGGCAGGAAUCAUUGAAGCCAAUCGAGCGAUUUUUGACGCGAGGGGUUCAUGGGAGUUUUUCAACCGGCCAGACUUUGAUGAUGCGAUGAUCGAUGGCGGCGCGAGCAGGACCUGGUUCAUGGUCCUUUCGGCUGGUAUGGGCGGAUUAAGCGUGAACGAGACCUGCCAUCUCAGAUGAAAUGAUCUGGUUUAUUGAGCUACCGGGAGAACUGGGUCUUAUUUGAGGGUUUUUGCGGCUACUGUUUUUACUGACCACCUGGCGAUGCUAUGGAUACCACGCGUUUGGGGGAGUAGGGUGUUCCGAAAGGACUGAUUUACUGGGCCUUAGACCUCAUUCGGGGUGAGAUUUUAACGGGCUUUCUUGAUUUAUCAAGCUGUUGGGUUUCUCCAUCUCAUUCAUCAGCUGUCACUCGAUUGUGCAAUGUUUAUUACUCUGGCAUGGAGGAAAUUUUUGGAAUGUGUUCCCGGAGAUCCAGUAUCCACAACAGAUAAUACAUGAGGAGAUUCCUCCCUGUGGGUAACGGCGAGUGAAACAAGCAUGGCCUUGUGGGGGAGUCCAACUAUACUGUACAGACUUUACUACCCCUUCCCCGGAAUUAGCGCCCUGCUAGGGGUGUUCAAUACUUACUUUGCGAGGUUGAGGUUUUUCGUUAGCGAUAUUAAUAAGUGUGGCAUCGCG